Molecule: messenger RNA, 438 nt
Organism: Ogataea polymorpha
Lineage: Eukaryota; Fungi; Ascomycota; Pichiomycetes; Pichiales; Pichiaceae
Exons: 1
Coding region: 1-438 (145 amino acids)
Biological process (GO): ribosomal small subunit biogenesis
Cellular component (GO): 90S preribosome
Source: RefSeq, a predicted model, not a curated record
AUGUCGAAGCUUCUGCAAACAGAAAUUCAGCAGAAGCUAAGCCAGGCAAAUAUGCGAAUAGCCGACUGGCUGGGCGGCGAGAGCAGUGGGUCGCCGGAAAGGAGCGCUUUUGAGGACUUGCCCGUGAUCAAGCCGGGAGCUGGUCUUGAUCUAUCCUCAGAUGCGGCUAGAAUAGGCGAUUUCACGUCAGGGAAGGUGGUGAAAAAAGCAAAGAACCCGCAACGACCGCAGUCGCGGUCGCUGCAGGCGCUGCAGAACAAGCUGCGAAAUGCCAACAGAGACAAGGCCCGCGCCAAAGUGGAGAAAACGAGGCGGGAGGCCACCAGGCCAGCUCCGGGAGAGGAUGGACGGUCUGAGGAUGACUCGGACUCGGACGAGGUGGUGCGACGGAAAAGAAGUGGCACCACCACCAAGAAGGUUAGUAAGCGGCCAUUUUAG